This is a messenger RNA of Schistosoma turkestanicum, 1362 nucleotides long. The record is from the annotation of a GenBank genome assembly. NCBI's taxonomy places the organism in Eukaryota, Metazoa, Platyhelminthes, Trematoda, Strigeidida, Schistosomatidae.
AAGUAACCUUGAGCUACACGUUGGUCCGUCAAACUCUCCAGAUGUUCUGUACGGCUGGCUGUAUUUUAUUUACUAGUUGCAGUUCUCCAAAUACUUUGAAUUCGUAGGUCCGCGUACAGAAAUUUAUUAAUGCCAUACACGGUGAAAAUGAAGUCAGAAAAUGGCAUCACGUUUCCGUUAAGUUCUGAUACACUUGUAUCAAUGCUUUCUCACAAUUUAGAACUAAAUUUAAAACCACAUCAGGUUUUAGAGCUUAUUAAAAAACUGUCCGUUAAUUUGACUGGUCAACAGAAAACAAAUUUACUCGAAUAUCUUCUGGGUUUAACUACUAUUGGACAUUUUGAAAGUUUACGCUUAGCAACGCAUCUCCAUUCGUCUUGUCAACGUAUGCCCGAUUGUUGUGACUUUGUUACCUGGUUACCGGCCGAAUUAACUCUGAGAAUUUUCUCUUAUCUAUCAUGGAAAUCUUUAAUUGUAUGCUCAGAAGUCAAUAAAAGUUGGUUGAAAUAUGCUCGACACCCAGAAUUAUAUCGAAAAUUUUGUAUGCUACCAAAAUGGUCUUCUCCUAUUUUAAGAAGACCACAAUUAUCCAAUAAUUUAACAAAAUCCAGUGAACUUUGUUAUCGUGUACAAGAAGAAAAUGUACAAAAUUCAAAUCAUUCUAUAAGCAAUUAUUUGGAAAUUAAUUGGUUAAAUGUAUUCAAAAAACGUGUUUGUCUGAGACGUAAUUUCCGUUUGGGUAAGCAUCGAAUACGUAAAUUUAAUGGACAUAGUGGAGCGGUUUAUUGUGUUGAUUGUGAUGCAUAUCGUAUUGUUAGUGGAUCAGCUGAUGCUACAAUACGUGUAUGGAAUAUUCGUACAAAUGCAAAAUGGUCUGUUCAGACACUUCGUGGACAUUCAGAUGCUGUUCGUUGUGUACAGUUAUUAUCUUUACCUCAUUAUCAAUCAAAUAAUACAAAUAAUAAUAUCAAUAGUUAUUGUUCCUCUUCUCCUGUACAUUGUAUUCAUGAAUCAAUAGCAUCAAUACCAUGUUCUUUAUGUAAAUUAAAUAAAACGAUUACAUAUCCUAAUUGUUGGGAACCACCAGAAGUACUUUUAAUCUCUGGUAGUGCAGAUACAACUUUAAAAUUAUGGCGUCUUUCAACAACAUCUAACUGGUCACGUAUUGCUUGCACAUGUACUUUACAAGGUCAUACUGACACUGUAAGAUGUGUACAGGUCUGGCAAGUAGAUGAUAAUAAAUUUGUCAAUAGUUUACAAGAACAUGAAGAUGGUGUAACAUGUGCUGUGAUAUCAGGUUCUGUGAUUAUUUCUGGUUCAUAUGAUAAAACUGUUAUACUUUAUGAUUUCGAUGUAAUUUAA